This is a messenger RNA of Eremothecium sinecaudum, 813 nucleotides long. It is a transcript of the gene ECM11, whose product is annotated as Ecm11p. The record is from RefSeq and is a predicted model, not a curated record. NCBI's taxonomy places the organism in Eukaryota, Fungi, Ascomycota, Saccharomycetes, Saccharomycetales, Saccharomycetaceae. Bases 1 to 813 code for a protein of 270 amino acids. The transcript has a single exon.
AUGACAGUCUUAAAGAACGAAGCAGGCUCUUACGAGAAUAUGUCACCAUUUAUUACUCCGGCUCCUCUUGAGGAGCUUUCGACAAAUCAGAAAGAGCAACAUUUAUCGCAUAGCCGCCCAGCUAAAAACUCCCCAGAUAAACAUCAAAAAGUUGUAAAAGCUUCUACCAUAAUUACUAAGGAGCAGAAGAAUAUUGCAUUGACUAAGAUACUAUUGAAGCAGGCUAACGUAAAUCCGAUUGUGUCGAAGCACGAACUCAGCGAGGAAGAAAGUAUCACUGUUGAAUCUGCCCCCAAGCCGCCCCUGGUGCAAACUCCAACUCGUCAACAGUCACCAACGCGGCCAAAUCAAGCAAAUUCAAUCAACAAACCAGUGACUGUGCCUGAUACACUUUAUAUCGAUACCCCAAAGCCCGCCAAAGUCAAGCCUUUAGAGAAAGUUCGCGACGAACCCAGGAAAGAUCCUGGACCCUACCAGAACAUAGAAAGUCUACUCUAUGAGCAGAACAACACACUCUUUGAGGCUGAAAACUACCAGGAAAUCUUCACUCAGGCCGAAGACACAGAACAGUAUUGUAGGGUGGCAUCGCUUGACUUCCAAGAAUGGUCCGCGAUGGGCCAAGAAAUCCUAGAAGAGCAACGGGAACUAAUGGAAAAAAUGGUAGCAAAUAGAGCAAAGCUUAGCCAUAAGUUCCAAGUCAUCACACGUAUCAUUAAUGACCGUGCACAGGUCCUUAUGGACCAGGGAAACCGCUUCCAGAAAAAGCUAGAACGCAUUCAGUCUCUGGGCAAAGAAAUCCUAGACAUGAUCUAA